AGAGGCACGCUUUCCAAUGGGAUUGAGGCAGUCCUUCUUCCUUGACUUCCACAUGAAUGCUGGGCAGCCCAGGGUCACACCCAUUGCACCCUCAACUCAGGCAAGCCCAGCAGCCAAACAUAGGAGACUUGGGCUACAGAACAGUCUUCCAAAUCCCAGGCUCAGAAAACCGAGGUGGAGAUGACGGCUGAGAAAGUGAGGGGGUGGUUCAGGGGAUCACUCUUCCCUACUCGUUCCUCUCAUCUCAAAUUCACCUUCCAUUGCACAGCAACACUGAGGACCACCAACCACCCCUGACCAUCACCUUGAUCUUGCCAUGUUUGGUUAGUGGGAUGCACGCCCACAUCAGUGGUGUUAGACCAACUCAGAAAAAUAUCUAUCAAACAGUGUUUUCGUAAGAACCGCUCAUGGCCCUGUUAUUUUCAAUAUAUGGAAAAAAUGAAAUGAAAACAACAAAGUCAUACCAGGUUUCCAAGACUUCCCAAGAUAGAUGGUCACACAUGCUUUCAGGAGAUCUCUAUAGAAAUGGUUUCAAUGAUGCGACACCUUGAAAAGAGCUCUUCUGGGACUAGAAUGACAUCUAUAAGUGACAAGUAUGAGAUGUAGUGUUCACUCACAUUAAAAAACAGAAUUUAAGGCUGUUUUUUAGAGGAAGCUUUGGACAUAGGUACGUCACACUGGUCUUGAUUGUAAUGAAAAGCCUCUACUGCCACAAACAUUAGUGUACUGGCACCUGCCAGUAAGAAAAGUAAAUCAGCAUAACCAUGGGAUGCAGCAAGAAGAAUAUUGAGCCAGGAAAGAAAAUAUUUUUAAGAAAUGAGUUACUCAUUGACUUUCUAGUGGAUACAGAAAAAACUGCAGAAGACUCAGAGGAUAUCAUGGCAGUGUAAUAGACUGAUAUCUUAAACUUGUGGAAAAGCCUUAAAUUCUGUUUAACAUGUGAGAAGGACUCACAUGUUUAACAUGACUGACUUCAUGAGUAGCAUUAAGGAAGUAUCACGUGUUGGGAAACUGUUUCUGCCUUGAUGAUUUUAUACACAUAAGAGAUGAAAAAUGAGGCACAUGCUUAGAUGUAUUGGGAAUGAGAUGGCACUGUGGCAUUGUCACAACGGUACACAAAUACUGAGAGUGACUUAUAGAGUAAUGGUCCCCAUCUGUUGUGACCUCAGGUGAGACCAGGAGGCCUGUGUUUUAGCAAACCCUGGGCAGUUGGAAUGAAGGGCUCCUAAGAUUCCAUGACACGGCCAGCUUUUAAUUCUGUUAUUGCAACAGCAGACGGUUACCUGGGACACUGGCUGCUAUCUCUCUCACUCUUGUCAGAGUCUGAGCUACAGGCAGCGCCUUCAGUUCUCAGCUCAGGCAUUUUCAACCUUGUUUUUGCGGUUAAGGACCUUAGCUAAAGUGCUGUGAGGAGGGAUCGAGUUUUUCUCAACAUCCCUGGCCCUACCUGUGGUGCCCCAAACGUCGGCAUGAUAGCAUCUCGCAGGACGUGCUCCAGGAAGACCACAGAGGCACACUUUCCAGAUACCAUCGAGAAUUUCUACUCCCAGCAGGAAGAGACCAAACCAAAUAUCGGAGCCAGCAAAAAUAGACUUCUUUUGAGUCAGGUGGCCUACUUCCUGAACUACCAGCUGAAGACCUACAGAGAUCGAAAAGAUCACGAUGAAGAACAGAAAUGCAGAGACAGCAAAAAUAAACUUCUUAUGAGUCAAGUGGCCUACUACCUGGGCUGCCGGCUGAAGACGGAAGUCCCUGGCUAUCUGUGUUCUGUCCCAAACGUCAGCACAGCGGCAUCUGGCAAGCCUCCUUCCAGAGAAAACACAGAGGUGAACGUUGCGGAAGGCAUUGAGAAAUCCUGCUCCCAACAGGAAGAAAACAAACCGACUUUCAGAGCCAGCAAAAAUAGACUUCUUCUGAGUCAGGUGGCCUACUUCCUGAACUACCAACUGAAGACCUACAGAGAUCGAAAAGAUCACGAUGAAGAACAGAAAGGCAGAGACAGCAAAAAUAAACUUCUUAUGAGUCAAGUGGCCUACUACCUGGGCUGCCGGCUGAAGACGGAAGUCCCUGGCUUUCUGUGUUCUUCCCGAAACAUCAGCAAGGUGACAUCUGGCAGGCCUUUUUCCAGAAGAAACAGUGAGUUUAACAUUCCAGAAGGCAUUGAGAAAUCCUGGUCCCAGCAGGAAGAUAACAAACCGAAUAUCGGAGGCAGCAAAAAUAGACUUCUUAUGAGUCAGGUGGACUACUCCCUGGACUAUCGGCUGAGGACAUGCAAAGAUCGACAAGAGCAUGAAAUACAGAAAUACAGAGAAACAAAAAUAAAGUUCUUAUGAGGCAAGCGGCGUACUACCUGCGCUGCCGGCUGAAGAUUGAAGAAGAUCGGAGACGUCACGGGGAGGAACAGAAAUACAGAGACAGCAAAAAUAAACUUCUUAUGAGUCAAUACUACCCGGGCUGCAGGCUGAAGACGGAAA
Molecule: messenger RNA, 2474 nt
Organism: Callithrix jacchus (white-tufted-ear marmoset)
Lineage: Eukaryota; Metazoa; Chordata; Mammalia; Primates; Cebidae
Source: RefSeq, a predicted model, not a curated record